This is a messenger RNA of Artibeus jamaicensis (Jamaican fruit-eating bat), 4932 nucleotides long. RefSeq names its product transmembrane 4 L six family member 18 (gene TM4SF18). NCBI's taxonomy places the organism in Eukaryota, Metazoa, Chordata, Mammalia, Chiroptera, Phyllostomidae. Gene Ontology annotation, cellular component: membrane. The transcript has 7 exons. The coding region runs from base 230 to 925 and encodes 231 amino acids. The record is from RefSeq and is a predicted model, not a curated record.
UUAUUCCUUGAAGAGUUCAAUAUCUGGCUCUCUCAAGUGUGGUCAUUCUCUCUACAACUACCAUUGUCAUGCUUGUUGAUUUUAGCACUCAUUCUAAGUAGUCAUCCCAAUGCCUAGCCCUGUUGGGGUGGGAUCUAAUCCUCUUGCCUUCCAUCCUGCCUCAGCCAGUCACACCCAUGGAAUCAGCCUGCUAGGACGACCAUAACUACUACUGCAGAAGAGAAGAAGGAUGGAGAGAGAAACAAACAUCAGUUGGUUGCCUCCUGUAUUUGCCCCAGCUGGGGACCAAACCUGCAACCCAGGUUCUGAGCAGGGUAAAAUGGGGUCUCGGAAAUGUGGAAGCUGCCUAACAGGUCUGCUGAUCCCGCUUGCACUCUGGAGUAUAAUUGUGAAUAUAUUAUUGUAUUUUCCAAAUGGGCAAACCUCCUAUGCAUCCAGCAAUAAACUCACCAACUACGUGUGGUAUUUCGAAGGAAUCUGUUUCUCAGGUAUCAUGAUGCUUAUAGUUGCAGCAGUUCUUCUUGUUCUGGAGAGUAAUAACAACUAUAAAUGUUGCCAGAGUGAAAACUGUGGCAAAAAAUACAUGACACUGCUGUCAAUGAUCUUUUCUGCCCUUGGAAUUGCUUUCUCUGGAUACUGCCUGGCCAUAUCAGCUUUGGGCCUUGUCCAAGGCCCGUACUGCCGCACCCUCAAUGGCUGGGAAUAUGCCUUUGAAGGCACUGCAGGACGUUUCCUUACAGAUUCCACCAUAUGGAUUCAGUGUCUUGAGCCUGCACAUGUAGUGGAAUGGAACAUUAUUUUGUUUUCCAUUCUUAUAGCACUCAGUGGGCUUCAGGUGAUCGUCUGCCUCAUCAGAGUAGUCAUUCAGUUAUCCAAGAUACUGUGUGGAACUUAUUCAGUCAUCAUCCAGCCUGGAAUCAUUUGAAUAAGGACAAGAAUGUUUUCCAUUAUCAAGUUAUGGUCAUCUAUCAAAGUCUCAUAUUUAGGGUUGAGGGCAAUACUCAAAUGAUGUUUUCUCCAUUUGGUGUUUAUUACAGCCAUUUGUGAAAUUUACAGUCCUCCCUGGAAGUGCAAAUUAUGCCACACUUUCAUUUAGAAUUUUUUAAGCAAUAUGUAUCAUGAUCUUUAGAAUGUUUAUAUACUUUGAUUAAACAAGUCUAUUUCUUAUUUAUUUCUAUACCUCUGGAAAUAAAGAAGAAUACAAAGUAAAACUUAUUCUAAUGUAUACAUUUCAAGGUUAUUUAAUAAUCUGGAAAAUUAGAAGUACCUAAAAAUUUGAAGGUUAUAGAAAAGGUUAAAUAAAGUGUGGUACACUCAUUGUAAUAUUAUAUGGUAAUUACAAAUAAUGUUUUAAAGAUUAUGAAUAGUGCUAAUUGAAGUAGCAGAUUACAAGUUUAUGUUUAUAGUAUAAGCAUAACCUUCUAAAACAAGUAAACAAACAAAACACCUAGUAAUCAAAACAGAGGAAAAAAACUAAAUCUAGAAGUAUUUACACAAAAUGUCAAUUGUGAUUGAUUUGUGUCAUAGGUGACCCUUCCUACAUUUCUGUAUUUUCCCAAGUUUUCUUUAUUAUGUUUUAUUGUCAAAAUCUUUUUGAUAAUACUUUUUGACUCAUAUUUUUACCAUUAAAAAAUUCUGUUAUCUUCCAACCUUUAAAGAAGCAUAUGCUUUUUCCAAUCUUGAGUACCUGUAAAUGGCAUAGGAUAACACUUCAAUCAAUGUUCAAUGAGGAAAGCAGUGAGUGAGAUAAGCCAAAGAAGUUUUACAUAAAUAUAUAUAGCCUAGCUGAGUUCUUUUUUUUUUAAAUAAUUAGGGUAGGAAAGAAGUGUAGGAGCUUCUUCUUUUUCUCUGCUGUGUAGUAUUCCGUGGUGUGAAUGUACCAGAGUUUUCUGAUCCACUCAUUUACUGAUGGGCACUUAAGUUCCUUCUAGCACUUGGCUAUUAUAGAUUGUGCUGCUAUGAACAUUGGGGUGCAUAAUUUCUUUUUGGUGUUUCAUGGUUCUUGGGACAUAAUCCCAGCAGUGGAAUUGCUGGGUCAAAAGGCAGUUCCAUUUUUAGUUUUCUUAGGGAAUUCCAUACUGUUUUCCACAGUGACUGUACCAGUCUACUUUCCCACCAACAGUCCAUUAGGGUUCCCUUUUCUUCACAUCCUCUCCAACACUUGUUGAUUUGUUUAUGAUGUCUAUUCUGACUGGUGUAAAGUAUUAUCUCAUCAUGGUUUUAAUUUGCAUCUCUCUGAUGGCUAGUGAUGCUGAGCAUCGUUUCAUAUGUUCCUGGGCCCUCUUUAUGUUCUCCUUGGAGAAGUGUCCAUUCAAGUCUUUUGCCCAUUUUUUAAUUGGGCUGUUUGUCUCCCUGGAGUGGAGUUGUGUGGUUUCUUUACAUACUUUGGAGACCAAACCCUUGUCUGAGGUAUCAUUGGCAAAUAUGUUUUCCCAUAUAGUUGGUUCUUUUUUCAUUUUAAUGCUGUUUUCUUUGGCCAUGUAGAAGUUUUUUAAUUUGAUGAGGUACCAUUUGUUAAUUCUUUCCUUUAUGUCCCUUGGUCUAGGGGACAUAUCAGUGUAGAUGUUGCUGCAUGGAAUGUCUGAGAUUUUCCUGUUGAUAUUUUCUUCUAGGACUUUUAUGGUGUCACAACUUAUAUUUAAGUCUUUUAUCCACCUUGAAUUUAUUUUUGUGGAUGGUGUAAGUUGGUAAUUGAGUUUCAUUUUUUUUGCAUGAAGCUGUCCAAAUCUCUCAACACUGUUGAAGAGGCUAUUUUUACUCUAUUAUAUGUUUCUUCCCCCUUUGUGAAAUAUUAAUUGACCAUAGAGGCUUGGGUUUAUUUCUGGGUCCUCUGUUCUGUUCAUUGAUCUAUGUGCCUGUGCUUAUGCCAGUACCAGGCUGUUUUGAUUACAGCAGCCUUCUAAUACAGUUUGAUAUCAGGUACUGUUAUCCCACCUACUUUCUUCUUCUUUCUCAAAAUUGCUGCAGCUAUUUGGGAUCAUUUAUGGUUCCACAUAAAUUUCUGAAAUAUUUGUUCUGUAUCUGUGAAAUAUGUCAUUGGCACUUUAAUAGGAAUUGAAUUGAAUCUAUAAAUUGUUUUGGGUAGUAUAGCCUGAGUUCUUGGCUUUAUUUUCUCUUCCCUGGUGAUGAGUGUGAUGGGCUACAAGAGAUAGCCAUGAAAUAAUGAACAGCUGAGGACAUGUUCAAUAGGUUAGACAAAGUGACCAUUAACCAGUUGAUAUUAUAAUUGUCAUGGGGAGUUAUCACUACCUGUAUUUAUUUUUUAAAAGCAUAUUAAGCAAAACACUGAUAAUUUUCCUGCCGAUACUUACCAUAGUCUCCUUGAGAAUAGCAGCCAUGUCUUAAAUUUUCCUAUCACCCAAAGGGCCUAGCAUAAAGUGAGCAUACUAGACACUCUAUGUUCUAUAUUCGAAUUAGCCCCUUCUGCUCAUUGUGGCUGCUCUGUUGAAUACCUCUCUCCAUUAUAAGCCCACUGUAUCUUAACCCUUCUGCCAUUUCCUCAUCAUUGUCCUUAUUGACAGUGUCAGCAAUGCUCUGCCAACACCUUCUCUGUGCCAAAGCUGGGCAGUAGUAGCCAGUAGUCUGGAGAAUGCCUCUCCCUUUGGUGCCCGCUCAGCCUACUGCCUUCAUUAAGAGAGCCUGCCCAGCCCACAACUUUUGCUGAAGUUCACACCUUGAAAGCAUGCCAUGUGUGCACCACGUGACCCCAUGCCCCGGAUCUAGAUGACAGAAUUGGGACAGGUACUCAAGCCAUGGGCAGCCUAUUGUCACCCUAGUGGCCUCUUGCUUAGCUUAGCCAAGAGUAAAACAUAUCCAAACAAGAUUAACAGUCAUUCUUUUUUAAAAAUUAUAAUAUAUUUAUUUCAUAGAAGUUUUUUUUGUAUCUUCAUUUCAGCAAAACCUCUAGGUUAUCACCAAAAUACCACAUCAUUUAUCUUCUACAAAUGGUAAUGCCAAAUUGGACAAACUUUCUGGUCAUUGUAAUUUUUUUAAUUUAUUUUAAUUGUUGUGCAAGUACAGUUUUCUGUCAUUUACUCCCAUCCCAGCCCACCCCCUCAGUGCUCCCCACCUCCCUCCCAUUUCCACCCCCCUUAGUUUUUGUCCAUGUGUCCUCUAUACUUGUUCCUGUAAACCCUUCCCCUUUUCCCCUGAAAUUCCCUCCACUCUUCCCUUGGGUCCCUGUCAGCCUGUUCUCAAUUUCAGUGUCUUUGGUUAUAUUUUGCUUGCUUGUUUGUUUUGUUGUUUAGGUUCCUGUUAAAGGUGAGAUCAUAUGGUAUUUGUCUUUCACUUCCUGGUUUAUUAACAGUCAUUCUUGUUUGAGAAUCUGAACUAGGAAGCCAAGAAUGAAACAAUCCAGGAACUGCUGUCAGAAAAAUAAUUAAAAGAUAAGGAAGGAAGCCAACAUACAGAAUAUCUGAUUACUUUACAAAGGCUACAAGCUCAUAUGUCCAGUACCCUCUUUCUUUAGUUCUUACAGUCCUCUUGUAAAUAGACUUCUGGCAGGUCAACCCCUCAGUUUGUCAGACAUAUUAGGACUGUCUCAACCAUGUUUAGAUUCAAUGUGUUACCUUACAUCAAGUGGGCCAUGGAUAGAUGUCAGCUAAAUGACUCCACCACAGAACUGGAAACAUGUGGAAAAACAGGGGCACAGUCAAAUGCAAUACCAUAUAUCUGUCAGUAAUUUAAAUAUAAACACAGCCACUCAAAAAUUUAGUAUUUAAAAAGCGUAUGCCGAUGCAAUUUUAAGUAAAAGAGUUCAAUUCAAAUCUACAUGUGCAGCUUGUGCCCAAUUUUUUAAAACAACCUUGUAAUUACAAGUAGGCAUGUACAAAUCUUCAGAUACACAGAAAAAAAACACUGAAAAAAAUACCUCAAUGUUGAUAGUUAAUAAUUAGCACCUAGUAAUGAAAUUUCUUUACAUUUUUCUAUAUU